AUGAAGAUGCCACUGGAUGUGAGUAGCGACAUGUACGGAGGAAGUGAUCAACUUGCAAAACUUAGCAGCACAGUCAUGAAGUGUAUUGCAAUAGGUAAUUUUAUGCCAUCUUUGGGCCCCAUGGAUGAUAAAGAUAUAUUCACCAAUAUAAUAGCCUUGGGUAUUCUUAUAAUCACCGUGAUUGUGAAUGUUUGCAUCCAAUUAGUUACUUGUACAAUUCCCAAUUCAAUACUAGUAGAACAUGUUCUAGUUAAUUUUUUCAUGCUUCUGUUGUUGGUAAUAUCAACUUUCUCGGCGGUUACAGUUGCUACCGCUAAAAAAUAUCUAGAUUUGAAGUAUAGUGAAAUACACAAAGAAGCUUUAAGAGAACAAAUUGGAAAGAAAAUUACAAUUGAAAAACUGAAAGAAAAUGUCAACAAGUACUGGAUGAUGGCAAAAACUGGGAGCCCCCAGUUUAUGAUGGCACGUUCUGUGACCUGCUCUGCUUCAGGGGUGAUCUGUCUUAUGACUGCUCUAAUUUUAGCACAACUUGAGUAUCGAGUGUGGGAUUUUGCUGCAAUCGGGGAAUCAGAUUAUACGUGGUCAACAUUUUUUAUUUUUGUAAUUCAAACUGCUACAGUGGGUGUGGGGAUCAUUGGUCCGAUAUGUAGAUGGUUCACUGCCAUUAAAUUCAAAUGCUCCAAGAAAAGUACCAAAGGCUUCAAAACUGAGCUCAAACCAAAGAGUUAUUGGAUUAAGAGGUUGGAAGAAUGGAAGAAGAGCUCUAUAGUUCUUCAAAUCCGUGGUCUGAAAUUGAGAAAACUUGUCCAGCGCACCAAAAAUCUAGUUUUGAACUUGUGUAUAAUGAUUCAGGUUAUGAUUGUGGUAACAAGCAAAUUAAAUCUUCUCAUUCCCCUUUUUUUUGUUCGCCGGCUCAUGUUAUGUUACUGCUGUUGCUACAAUUUGUUUAAAGAGCCUGUACAUAACUCAACAUCCCCAACGAAGUCGGAUAAUGUUUUGCUUCUUGAAGGUGAAGUGGAACUUACUGAAAGUACCUUGAAGAACAUUAGUAAAGCAGCAGGUCAUUUCAUCAUCAAGGCCAACAAACAACAGCGCAAAAAUUUAAUCGAGCUUCUUCAACAGAAAUCUACAGGUGGCUUUGAAAGCAUAUUAGACUUUCACAGCGACCAAGUUCCAUCAUUAGAUUUUCAAGAACCUCUUAAUUGCUGGGCUUUGCCAUUGGUGACUCUAACUUGCAUCGCUAUUGCAAUUUCCUAA
This is a messenger RNA of Camellia sinensis, 1257 nucleotides long. The record is from RefSeq and is a predicted model, not a curated record. NCBI's taxonomy places the organism in Eukaryota, Viridiplantae, Streptophyta, Magnoliopsida, Ericales, Theaceae.